Messenger RNA from Culex pipiens pallens (northern house mosquito), 4272 nucleotides. RefSeq lists its product as uncharacterized. NCBI's taxonomy places the organism in Eukaryota, Metazoa, Arthropoda, Insecta, Diptera, Culicidae. Gene Ontology annotation, cellular component: mitochondrion. Gene Ontology annotation, biological process: prolyl-tRNA aminoacylation; proton motive force-driven ATP synthesis. The coding region runs from base 22 to 4125 and encodes 1367 amino acids. The record is from RefSeq and is a predicted model, not a curated record. The transcript has 10 exons. Gene Ontology annotation, molecular function: ATP binding; protein binding; proline-tRNA ligase activity.
UUCCUGUAAAAUUAUAUCAUUAUGAAUCGGUUAACGAAAAUUUUUCAACCUACGCUAAUCGUCCCGAAAAAUGCCGUCGUCAAAAAUCAGGACGUGACCUCGAAAAGCCAACGGCUAAUGCUCGAGCAGGGCCUGAUCCGGCAGGCCGGCAACGGAACCUUCUACCUCAUGCCCCUGCUGCAGCGCUCGCUCCAGAAGGCCGUCGACCUGGUGGACCACUUUAUGCAGCGGCACGCGUCCGCCCAGAAGCUCACCCUGCCCAUCCUGACGGCGGCCAGCCUGUGGCGCCAAAGUGGCCGCCUGGAGAGCGCUGGGCCGGAACUGAUGCGCACCACCGACCGGCACGGCAAGCAGCAGAUCCUGGGUCCCACGCACGAGGAGAGCAUCACCGCGCUGGUGGCGUCCAUUUCGCCCGUGUCGUACCGGGCGUUUCCGCUGCGGCUGUACCAGAUUUCGACCAAGUUCCGGGACGAGAUGAAGCCUAGGUUUGGGUUGAUGCGCGCGAAGGAGUUUUUGAUGAAGGAUUUGUAUACGUUUGAUGUGGGACGGGGAGAGGCGAGGGAGACUUAUGAGGAGGUGAACGAGGCGUAUCGGAAGUUGUUUGAUGCGGUUGGGGUUGGGUAUGUUAAGGUUUGCGGGGACACCGGGACGAUUGGGGGAUCGGAGUCGCAUGAGUAUCACUUUCCGAGUGAGGUUGGGGAGGAUCAGCUGGUUUGUUGUGGGGAGUGUGGGAUGGGUUGGAAUCAGGAGAUGUUUGGGGGGUGUGAGAGGUGCGGCGGGGCCAACGUGAGUCGGCAGGCCGGGAUUGAGGUGGCGCAUGCAUUUAUUUUGGACGACAAGUACAGUAAAACGAUGGGGGCGAAGUUUUUGGCUCAGAACGGAAAGCCGGAAACGUUGCAGAUGGGAUGCUACGGGAUUGGCGUGACGCGGUUGUUGGCGGCUGGAGUUGAGGUGUUGUCCAGUGAGAAGGACAUUCGGUGGCCGUUUGCGUUGGCGCCGUUCAAGGUUUGUUUGAUUCCGCCGAAGGAAGGCAGUAAAGAAGCUGGGCUGGGUGAAAAGUGGGUUGAAAAGUUGAAUUUUGAAAUUGGAAAGCUGAGUGGAGUGGGUUCGGAUGUUUUGGUAGAUGAUCGUACCAACAUGACCAUCGGGAAACGACUUAUGGACGCGCGCAAGACCGGAUAUCCGAUAGUGGUUGUGAUCGGACCAAAAGCUGCUACCGAAAGUGGAGAACUGUUUGAAAUUCACAAUCAUGUGGAUGGAAGUCAGUUAAACCUUAGCUUUAGUGAAACUCUAGCCGAAAUUAAACGCAUUUGUGAUAGUCAGUUUAGUUAUUAUGAUGAUGGGAAUGAAGAAGAAUUUCCCGAUGCUCGCCAGAACCACUCCGUGCAGCAGGGCCAUCGGGUAAGGUUUGCCCGUGUCAUGGCCGACGUCCACGCGGUGCAGGAUUCGGGUGAACAGAUACAGAAACAGGUACAGCAGUAUCGUCCCAAUGAAAAUGUGCGCCAACGAAACGUAGAAGCCCUUCUCCGCGAGGAACGGGUCGGCGUGGUCCGAGCGGUAGCGUACGUUCGUGAAUCUGCUGAAGGCCUCGGUCCACAGGCACUAAUCUGCGAAACGUGCGUGGUCAACCGGUCCGGACCGCCGUCCGGCGGCAAGCGAGCCUUCCAGAAAACCGUGCUGGCGGUGGGUAACGACAAAAAGUCCUCCUCGUCGUCGGAGGAACCGGUCAUCAUGCUGAUCACCAACUCCAACAAGAGUGGCACCCGGUACGGGUUGCGGAAGAAUGUGGGCAAGAUCUUUACCCGGUUUUUGGCGGAGGGAAAGGCGACGAUAUCGUUCCAGAUUCCCGAGCACGACGUGCAGAUCAAGAGCGAGGUCGUUCAGUUGACUGGGUUUUUGAAGGUGCUGCGAGCGGUGCUUACGGGAGCGGGAGUUGAUGGUCCGGAUGGGGGCGCGAAGCUGUCGUGUCUGUCGAUGGUGAAUAAGAAGACGUCGGCGGUGCUGGCCGCUUCGAAUAAGGUGCUGGCCACAAAGUGCGUCAUUAAGAGUAGAGGGGAGUAUCCGUUGAAGGGAUUUUCGAGGAAUUUGGUGUCUUUGCAAAUCUCGGACAUUAAGCUGUGCCGGUUUGAUCCGCAGAUCUUGCUGCUGAAGAGUUUGAGGGUGCUGAAUUUGAGCAACAAUUGCAUUGAAAAGAUUCCACAGGCGCUCGGUCAGAUGAGACUGGUGGAAGUUGAUUUGUCCGGGAAUGCACUUCAGAACCACGCGUGGGAAUGGCUGCGGGAACCGGCCAUCCAAUCGAGCCUGCAAAGUCUCAACAUAUCCUCCAACAACCUCACCUACUUCCCCUCGAGCUUAAUCUACUGCCGUGUCCUAGUCCGUCUCGACAUCCAGAUGAACCACCUGCAGAAGCUGCCCUUCGCCGUCUGGAAAAUGUCCCGCUUGCGCUUCCUCAACCUGGCCCGCAACCAGCUCGCAUCGGUCCCCGAAUCCAUGACCCGCAUGAAGCUCGACCAGCUGGAUCUGUCGGAGAACAAGCUCAGCCAGGACGCCAGCACCGUUCCAGAUCUUCGCAUCCCCGCACUUCCCGGCCAGAUGCCGGCGCUGUGGGAAAUGGCCGCACGCGUCGUGGUCGCCCGCAAGAUUCACUACGCCCCGGGCAUUAUUCCGUUCCUGCUGGUGGAAAUCAUGAACCGCACGCCCAUCUGCGGCUGCGGACUGCUCUGCUUCACGUCACGGGUCUACGAGCGGGCCAAAGUCGUCCGGCUCAACUGCCAGCACCUGAUCAUGGACAGUAACCACGUGGUGUACGCGGACGCGGUCUUCUGUAGCCAGCGGUGCAGCACCAGGCAUCAGGCUCUCGUUCUCCGCCCGGCACUGCUCGUUCUCUGCCAUGCAAGCUUCCAGCUCGCGCUCGAGCUCGUCCAUCUCGGCGCUGUGUUUGGCCUUGCACUGCUGCAGCUGCUGAUAAACUCGUUCAUCGACUCCUUGCGCCUCUCCAUGAUCGUCACCCGGAGCGGUUUGUCCGGAAUGCUAGGAGCUUUCGCCGGUUUGGCUGGGGCAGGCUGCGGUGGCUUCGGCGUUUCUGCGGUCGCGACACUGUUGCUGCUGCUGGCCUUAACUGUUUGUACCUUUUUGGCUGUUUUCGGCGAUGAGAUCUUCUUCUCCGGCGACGAGGUGACCGUUGUUUCGACGGGUGGUUCAACGUCCGGCUUUGACUUCUUCGCCAGAACCGGACUGAUGCUCCUCCGUCUCUCCCUGCGAAGACGAUGUACUCCCAACAAUUUCCGCCUCCCCCAAAAUCAACUCAUGCUGCUGCUGCUGCUCCUCCCCCUGCUGCGGCUGAUCAUCGGACGGUUCCGUUCCGUACUCGUACGGGAUGGCCCAAAAUUUGGCAACUCUGAUUGUGACAGUUUGCGCGCUUCUGUCAAACUUUCGGAACAUCUCGAGGUUGCAGUCGUGAAGAAAAAUCGUCCAGAAGUCGCACAGAUUAAAAUGGCAGCAACCGGAAAGUUAUCGCUUCUGACCCGCCAGCUGAGCACCAGCUCGGCCACCGCCCAGCUCGUCAAGCCCCCAAUCCAGGUGUUUGGCCUCGAGGGACGCUAUGCGUGCGCGCUGUACUCGGCCGCCUCCAAGACCAAGUCGCUGGAGGCCGUCGAGAAGGACCUGAAGAGCCUGCAGAGCCAGAUGCGGGCCGACCCGAAUGUGCGCGACCUGCUGGUCAACCCGACCAUCAAGCGCAGCCUGAAGGCCGCCGCCAUGAAGGAUGUGGCCACCAAGGUCAAGUUCAACGCUGCCACCGGAAAUCUGCUCGGCUUGCUGGCGGAGAAUGGCCGCUUGGGCCGGCUGGAGGGCAUCACGAACGCCUUCUCGCUGAUCAUGGCCGCCGACCGGGGUGAGGUCGUGUGCGAGGUCAAGACCGCCAAGCCGCUGGACGACUCGCAGCGCAAGCAGCUGGAGGGUGCCCUCAAGGCAUUCCUGAAGCCGAACCAGACCAUCCAGCUGACCGCGAAGGUCGACCCGUCGUUGAUCGGUGGAAUGAUCGUGUCCAUCGGGGACAAGUACGUCGACAUGAGCGUCGCCAGCAAGAUCAAGAAGUACACCGACAUCAUCGCGGUUCCGGUCUAAAGGGAGGAACACAAGCUGUUGUUAUAUCUUUAGAACGUGCCAGGAUGGAGGCUGCCACUGCUUUAAGAUCAGUAACGUGGAAGCCGGUGUAGCGAUUGGUGUAAUACAUGUAAUAUGAUAAAAUCACGAAUAAAAACGAAAAAUCCA